This is a messenger RNA of Hippocampus zosterae (dwarf seahorse), 4688 nucleotides long. RefSeq names its product cleavage and polyadenylation specific factor 6 (gene cpsf6). Gene Ontology annotation, biological process: mRNA alternative polyadenylation. The transcript is spliced from 11 exons. Gene Ontology annotation, molecular function: mRNA binding. NCBI's taxonomy places the organism in Eukaryota, Metazoa, Chordata, Actinopteri, Syngnathiformes, Syngnathidae. The record is from RefSeq and is a predicted model, not a curated record. Bases 912 to 2642 code for a protein of 576 amino acids. Gene Ontology annotation, cellular component: mRNA cleavage and polyadenylation specificity factor complex.
UCAUUUACGUGAUGCCACUGAACGCAUCACAUGCAGCAGAACGGCUGCGCCAUGUACAAUCAUGGCGGCCCUGGACGAACUGCGGGCACACACCAGUCACACAAACAGCCAAAUGAAAAACGACGCGAACAACUAUAUACAGUAAAACUAAAAGGAAACAAACAUUACCUGUAACACAGUAUGGCAGGAAGAAUAGGUUAAGUCGCUAGGGAAGCCGGUUUCAGAAAUGACUGCGCAACGGAAAAGCACUCUUAACUCAAUGGGUAAAAACUUCCACUCGACAAAACUUAAAUAACGAUACAAAAAGCAAGGUGGACUCGGAACAAAUCAGGGAACUAAUUAAAUACACCGCACCGUAGAAAAAGAAAAAAACAAAGUGAAAUAUUGUCAUUAAAUUAGAAAUUAAUCCGGAUCGUCAAUAAAAUGCGACUUACCCUGCGACUUCCCAGGUGCCUCUGAUUGAUUGCGCUACGGCGGGAAACUGGCGCCGCACUGUGCGCCGUUGCGUCACUUCCGCCAUGAUUUAAUACUCAAUGUCCACGGCUGUCCACGUCUUUUUUCGUUCCACUUUUUUUCGUUAGCCAGUGUGAUUAUAAAGAGACCAAGAAUCUCUUUAUGCUGAGUGACAGUCGCUCGUGCUAACUAGCUAGUAGAUGAGCAAAAUGGCCAAAAACAAACAAUAGCAGAUAGCGCGUAGCGGAAAAAAUGGACCCUAUAGUUCGAAAUUAAUGGAACCACUGUCUAUCGUGCGAAAACCCACUCUAAAUCAUAUUUACAUGAUUCAUGUUUGUUUCGUUGAUGCUGACCAGUGUUAGCGAUUGUGCGUUGCAGUUCCUAUACUGGCCAAAGAGAGCGCUGUUUUCCGCCCACAUUGUUGGUGCCUGCUCUGUGGAGCGAGGCGCCAGAGGAAAAUGGCGGACGGUGUGGAUCACAUCGAUAUCUACGCCGACGUCGAGGAGGAGUUCAGCCAGGAAGCCGACUACCCCGUUCACGAGCAGAUCGACCUGUACGACGAUGUGAUCUCCCCGUCGGCUAAUAAUGGCGACGCGCCAGAAGAUCGUGACUAUUUGGACUCGCUGCCCGCCCAGGGGGGCUCUGACGGAGGCAAGGCCGCCCCGCCCAAUGUUGUGUACACCUAUUCCGGGAAAAGGAUCGCCCUGUACAUUGGGAACCUCACGUGGUGGACGACAGAUGAGGACCUGACGGAAGCGAUUCGCUCGAUAGGCAUCACAGAUGUGUUGGAAAUCAAGUUCUUUGAAAACAGAGCCAAUGGGCAAUCCAAAGGGUUUGCCCUGGUGUGCGUGGGCUCGGAGGGCUCAUCUCGCAAGCUGAUGGAGCUUUUGUCCAAGAGGGAGUUGCACGGUCAGAAUCCCAUCGUGGCGCCGUGCAACAAGCAGUCUCUCAGUCAAUUUGAGAUGCAAUCCCGUAAAAGUAAGCACAGUACGCAGUCGGGCCAGAUGUCGGGCGAAGGGAAAGCCGGGCCCCCGUGCGGGGGGCGCGCCGGGUUUCCGAUGGGCAGCAGAGGAAGUCGCGGCAGGUUUCCAGGACCACCCAGCGGCCCCGGAGGAGACCGCUUCCCGGGUGGUGUUGGGCCCGGCGGGCCACCGCCUCACUUCCCUGGCUCGGGGAUGAGACCCGAUCUGAUUCGUCACCAAGAUGGACACCUGGAUCUGAAUUACAAUCCGGGGAGCUGGCGUGACAGAGGUGGGAUCCAGGGACCCCCACGGCCCCCUCCCGGUCCCCCCGGCCCACCAGGACCACCUCCCGGCCAGGGCCUCCCCCUACCCCUCGGUCCUCCCAACCGUGGGGACAGGCCGCCUCCCCCCGUUCUCUUCCCCGGUCAGUUUGGUCAGCCGCCAUUAGGACCCCUGCCUCCGGGGCCCCCGCCUCCCGGCUACGGUCCACCUCCCGGACCGCCUCCGCCCCAACAAGGCCCCCCGCCUCCGGGACCCUUCCCGCCACGUCCCCCUGGCCCCAUCGGGCCCCCCUUGGCUCUGGCUCCGCCUCCUCAUUUGGGGGGUCCUCCUCCUGGCGGGCCGCCGCCUGCUCCCCAUGUCAAUCCCGCCUUCUUCCCCCCGCCGGGUGGCAAUAACAUGCCCCCCAAUGACAGCAGGGGUCCCCCUGGACCAAACGAUCCAUAUGGACGCCCGCCACCAUAUGAAAGAGGAGACUACGGUCCCGGAGGCCGUGACAUGGAGUCAUCCCGGACCCCUCUGAGCGAGACGGAAUUCGAGGAGAUCAUGAACAGAAACCGAGCCAUCUCCUCCAGCGCCAUUUCCAGAGCCGUGUCUGACGCCAGCGCAGCGGACUAUGGCAGCGCCAUCGAGACGUUGGUCACCGCCAUCAGUCUGAUCAAGCAGUCCAAAGUAUCGGCGGAUGACCGCUGCAAGGUCCUCAUAAGCUCGCUUCAGGACUGCCUCCACGGAAUCGAGUCCAAAAGUUACGGCUCCACCAGGCGAGAGCGUUCCAGAGAGCGCGACCACAGCCGCUCGAGGGAAAAGAGCAGAAGGCACAAGUCUCGCAGUCGCGAGCGGCACGAAGACUACUACCGCGAGCGCAGCCGCGAGCGGGACCGCCACCGCGAGAGGGACCGCGACCGAGACCGCGAGAGGGAGCGGGAGAGGGAGUAUCGACACCGCUAAUGGACAAAUGAGCUCACUAACACCAAUGGACGGAUGGACAAAAGGAGGACGGACUUCAGCCCCUCGCCACCACCACCUGCAUGAGUGGACACAAUGCCGCCUCUUCUUCUUCUUCGUCGUCGUCCUCCACCGCCAUCCUUCCAUCUCCUCUGCCCAUUCUUCCCUCUUGUCUGUUCAUCUAGUGUGCAGACUGGAUGGAGGACAACCCCCCCCCUUUCGCCGCCACCUCCCCAUCCCUUCCCCCCUUCUCGUGUGUCAGGCUAUCCCAAACGUCAACUCAUGGUAAUUGGAAAAUCUUUCCCACUCAGCUCUUUUUUUUUCUAUUUUUUUUUUUAUGGCGUUUUAUUUUUGUGAUUGUUUUUGUCUCGUCUCUCUCGACAAACAAUGAAAUGGUCCACCUUUCCUUUUUAACUUUAGCGCUAACAUCCUUUGGUUUGUUUUCCCGCGCGCCCUCCUUGCGUGCGCUCAGUUGAGAGAGGAGUUUUUAUAAUAGGAUACAUGUCUGCUGUCUUCCCCCCACCCCACUUCCUUUUUCCAUCGCUCACUCCUUACCCCCCCACCCCUCCACCCCACCCCCCAUUCGUUCAUUCUCAUUUCUUCCCAUGUUUAGAAUGUUUGUACAUGUCUCUGCUUUUGAUUAAGACUAGAUGGUGUAAUAAAACAUGUUUACUGAGGUACACACUGUUGGAAGUGGCUCAUUUAUAUUAAAUGUACUGAAAAGUGUUUAUCAUAUAAACUCUGUUGUAGCCAGUAGUGAAUGGAUGAUGCCUUUAUUGACAAGGUAAGAUGGAAUGUACUCUUGUUGUAACGGCGACAAUGUAAAUCCGCGUCGACGUCGUCAUUUUCAAGCCUGAUACAAACUAUGCAUCAUGUUGUUGUUGGGAGGUUUGUUUAUAUAUACAUUUGGUGUGUAAUUGCACUGAAGAGUCACCGCCAGGUUCAUUGCAAAAAUCCUCUUUUGAUUUAUUUUUUGGGGAUAACUUUCCCGAGAAAUCAUGCACAUGGCCUCAAAGCUGCUCUCGAGUUCGCUCAAGUUUUGAUGUAUUGCAUAUAUUACGCCAUAGGCGGUGGCUGUUUGCCUUGAAAGCCAAAAUGUUGGGUGUCAACGUAAUGAGUGUCACACUUUUUCGAAAUGUAACGCAAAGUAAUGGAGAAAAAGGGGACCGCCAGUUAACCCUUCCCCGUUUCUGUUUGUCCACUUGAUCUCCCUGUUAUUGUUCAACUGUUAGACACCUUUUGUUGUCGUUUUUUCCAUGUGCUUGUUUUACUGUCCAAUUCAUUUUUGUUGAUUCAAACAUGCAUGUUUUUUUUAUUCACGCACAUGCCCCCUAAAGUUAUCCUCGGAGCUUUCCAAUUCUUGCACAGAAUGUCAUCCCAAAACGUUGUAAUCUGGGGGGGUGGUGGACCACUGCUGACGCUUUUUUUAAAAAUUGUCACCAAAUAUUUCAAGUACUGGGUACUCUUCGUCUGUAUUGUAUUGUCCUGGCAGUGUUUCAUGUUCACAUGCUGAUCAUGUGUUUUAACUGUAAACACAGUAGCGACGAUUUAUCACUUUUGCUUUUAAAAAAACGGGAGUCCUGUUCCACCGAUGCGCAUCCUCAUUUGUGUUUUCAGAGUUCUGCAGUGUAUGUUGAUAUUGUAUAGAGGCGUGUGUGUGUGUAUACAUGGUCAGAUAGCUUAAUGUGACCUCUUUACCCCCCACCCCCACUCCCACCCCACCCCCAACAGUGCACAAGGUAAGUGUUUGCAGGUUUACACAAGAUGAAGAAGAGAAGCAGACAGGUGCUAUUAGUCUAUUUUUGUAAUGAAUCAUACUUGAAUCGUGGAGUAGACAGUUGAAUGUAAUAUUUGCACAGCAAUAUAGCAUAAAUGUAUUUUUAAACAUUGAAAGGAAUUACUGUAAAGCACUAUAUGAUCCAAUCAAACUCCCAUGAUACCACUAUGACUGUUUUUAGUAGUUACAGGAGCUAUUUUUAACUUCAUUCCAAUGAAUGACCUGUGAGGCUGCAUUUGUGGUAAGAUCCAGCAAUAAAAUUUAAAAAUUAA